AUGGAAGAAGAUUACACUGCUCUAAUGAGAAACCAAACUUGGGAAUUGGUUCCUAAACCAACCAAUGCAAAGCCAAAAUCUUGUAAGUGGGAUUAUAAAGUCAAACGGAAAGCUGAUGGUUCAGUAGAAAGGCUGAAGGCUCGACUUGUUGCACGAGGUUUCUCUCAAGAAUACGGGCUCGACUACGAAGAAACAUUUAGCCCUGUAGCAAAACUAACCACAGUGAGAGUUCUACUGGCCUUAGCUGCUAGUAAAGGAUGGAAUAUGUGGCAAAUGGAUGUGAGUAAUGCAUUUUUAUAUGGAGAACUUGAUUGA
Messenger RNA from Lactuca sativa (garden lettuce), 315 nucleotides. The record is from RefSeq and is a predicted model, not a curated record. NCBI's taxonomy places the organism in Eukaryota, Viridiplantae, Streptophyta, Magnoliopsida, Asterales, Asteraceae.